This is a messenger RNA of Clonostachys rhizophaga, 1131 nucleotides long. The record is from the annotation of a GenBank genome assembly. NCBI's taxonomy places the organism in Eukaryota, Fungi, Ascomycota, Sordariomycetes, Hypocreales, Bionectriaceae.
AUGGCGCAACUCUCUAAUAUCCCGACUGAGGUCAUCGACAACAUCUUGAGGUUCGUCCCAAGAGCCGACCUUCCGAGCCUAUGCCUCAUCAAUAAAUCCCUUCAUCAGACCGCCCAGCUCUUCCUCUAUUCUACCAUUAACAUCCAAUGGACCGAUCAUCCAAAUAUCCCGAAAUUGAAAAACCCCCCGAUCAUCUCUCUUCUGCGCACUCUUUUACAAAGACCCGAGUUAUUUACCUACAUUGAUGAGGUUCAUUUGGGUGGACGCUACAUGUAUGACGAUCCAGAGCGACCAUUGUUGGAUACUACAGGCCUUUCACCCGACCUCAACCUAUUUAUUGACGCUAUCAACAAGACUCAAGUGUCUUAUACCAGCCUCUGGAUCGACAGAUUGAUAGCAGGCGGCAUGGAUGCACUUGCUGGUCUUCUCAUUACCAACGUUUCCAGAUUAAGAUGCCUGCAUAUCGGCCAUAACUUUGUUAACGGCGAUGAUAUACUUGGCAAAGUCCUUCUGUCUAAAGUAUAUGGAGAGCUACCUGCUUUUGAACGACUCAAAGAGGUGUGGUAUACUAAGAGAAGAGAUUAUAUCCAGCAGAGGAACGAGAUUUUCUCAUUCGCAGCAUCUCUAUUUUAUCUGCCGACAGCAACGAGUAUUUCCGUCUCGAUGUCAAAUCCUGCAACCUUUUCGUGGCCAAGAGAGGAGCCUAAUCUUGAUCACAUAACUCAUCUGUCGAUAGACUGGCUUCUUGAGGAAUAUUUAAUCGGUAUCCUAGUGAUUACACCAAACCUAAAAUCACUCUAUUAUGAAUGGAUAUAUCAUGAUGAUCCUGAUGAAGAGCUUGAAUAUCCACUGAUGGACUUCGACUACCUUGUUGACGUCUUAUCAUUUGUCAAAGACACGCUUGAGGUAUUCAUGUUCCAUAUGGAAAUUGGAGAUGAAGAGCGUGAUGGUUCGACUAUAGAACUGAAAUUCAUGGGAACUAUGAGAGGUCUUCUCGAGUUCGACAAACUGAGAUAUCUUUCCAUACCAUUAGCUUCGCGGCAGAGCCUAUACCUCUGGAGCAGUCUAUUCCUACAAAUAUGGAGGUUCUUCACCUACGACAAAAAUCACUCGAUGAUCAUGGAGUUAUAA